AAGACUUUCAGCGGAGAGGGCUACAGCCUUGAGGAGGCGGCGGUAAUGUCCUGCCUCCUCUCGCCUAGCUGCAGCUGAGCCAGCUUUACGCACAUACGAGUUCUGCGCAUCUGGUCGGCAUCAGCAGCAGCUUCUCUCUUCCUCAGUCCAGUUGCGACCGUGACUCAGUCUGAGUGGGAAGUGGGGGGAAACAAUUCUUGUUUUAGAGGGCUCAUUCCCGAAAACACGCACAGGACGAGGGUGUAUGUGUGUGUCUUUUUAUAUAUAUAUAUAUGGUGAUCUUUUUGUUAACGCGCGACUGGAUGGAUUGGCUCGGUUUCUGAUCGGGAAAAGCAGACGAGAAAACUUUUGUUUUGUCCUCCGUUUGUUGAAAUCUGUUUUUAUAUAUAUAUAUAUAUAUCGCCACAGCAGUCUGGAUGUGACCAGACUCGCUUUUUUUUACUUGGAAUCGAGGUUUGGUUUCGGGCUGGUUUGGAGGCACAGCCCGUGCGUUCUUUCUGCAUGCAAGGAUCUAUUUGGCUCGCUUAUUGCUGUCGCUCCAUUUUUUUCCACUGUAUCCUAUUUGCGUCAUGACUUCUAGCUAUGCACAUGUAAUGGACAGGCAAGCAACGAUAUCAAACCGCCUGGAGAGCCCGAUUACAUCUAACCUGGAAAACCUGCAAGCCAAAAAGAACUUCUCGGUCAGCCACCUGUUGGAUCUGGAAGAGGCCGGGGAAAUGGUCGGAACCCAGGCGGACGAGAGCGUAGGGGAGGCCGGGAGGAGUAUGCUGGAGUCCCCGGGGCUGACCAGUGGCAGCGACACGACUCAGCAGGAGAAUGAACAGAUGAACACAGAGGAGAAGAAGAAGAGGAAGCAGCGAAGGAACAGGACCACCUUCAACAGUAGCCAGCUACAGGCUCUGGAGAGAGUGUUUGAGAGGACACACUACCCCGACGCCUUCGUCAGAGAGGACCUGGCCCGCCGAGUCAACCUCACAGAGGCCCGAGUGCAGGUUUGGUUUCAGAAUAGGAGAGCUAAGUUCCGCAGGAAUGAGCGUGCCAUGCUGGCCAGCAAGAACGCCUCGCUCCUCAAAUCCUACUCGGGGGACGUGACGGCGGUGGAGCAGCCCAUCGUUCCCCGUCCGGCACCCCGUCCCAAUGAUUAUCUAUCCUGGGGCAGCGCCGCUCCGUACAGCUGGUAUCCGAUGCCGGAGGGAGGGACAAUGCGAGUGCCACAGAAAAUGCUGCCCUCAGAGAGCAACACCAUGGCCACUUACCCGCCCACCUGCUCCAACACCAAUACAUCCCAGGGAAUGAACAUGGCCAACAGCAUCGCCAACCUGAGGCUCAAAGCCAAGGAGUACAGCCUGAACCAGGUACCCACGGUCAACUGAGGAGGCAGCCGGGAGAGAGAGGCUACAAAUGGGGGUUGGUGUGUGUGUGUUGAGGGGGGGGCAAGGUGGGGCUUUUGCAGGCGGGGGAGGGGCCCCUCUCCACUGCCGGACCCCCGUAGACAGACACUGUCUCUGGGAUGAUCGUCAUCUCACGUACCCCUUCCAUGGAAUCCAAUCGUGAAGUCUCCUCUCCUAUCCGGAGCUGCGUCGCUUGCGAUGACAUGCCUCCGUUAUAUCCUAAGCACUCCUUAGCAUCUCGGUGAUGGACACCAAGUGGCGGGAGGCUGCGUCUAAAGCCCCCCCCCCCCCCGCCUGAGCAUCGCUCAACUCUUUGUGUGUACUAGGGACAUCUAUGUUGGAUGCUGUAGCUGACUAGCUGAGUAGUUUUACGUUUUGAUUCUGACACAAACUGAAAUGGAGGGCACGUUUCCACAGGCCUUUCACUGGAGAGUUGGUUCUCAUAGUCUUGACUCGGUCAGCCCCCCCCCCCCCUUAGCACGAGUGUUAAAUGAAGACCGCUGUUGGAGAUGAGGAGACUCGUGUACGGACUACUUGGAGUUCCCUGUCUUCCCUCGGCCACGGUGCUGGAUGGGAUCAGAACAGUCCAAUUGGGACCAGCAAAGCUUUUCAAUCAGCAACAAGGACUUUCUCAACAAUGUAAAAAUGGGAGAACUAAUAACAUCUAUGCUUCUUUUUUUUUCCUAAAAAAAAAGUUUUGUUUUUCACACUUCUUUCCAUGUUAUACCACUGACAAGCAAACAUUUUCAACGCAUUUUGAUUCAUGUAAUAGUCCAGUAUACAGGAGAGGCUAAUGUAUUUCUGAAUCCAACAACAGUAGAUUCUUUUAAUUUCCUAUGGUAUCCUUUAUUUGUAACAGAAAAAAAACCUUGUAUAUUAAUAAAAUGCAUUUCAA
Messenger RNA from Lampris incognitus (smalleye Pacific opah), 2286 nucleotides. It is a transcript of the gene prrx1b, whose product is annotated as paired related homeobox 1b. The transcript has 5 exons. The record is from RefSeq and is a predicted model, not a curated record. Gene Ontology annotation, biological process: regulation of DNA-templated transcription. Gene Ontology annotation, molecular function: DNA-binding transcription factor activity, RNA polymerase II-specific; DNA binding. Lineage: Eukaryota; Metazoa; Chordata; Actinopteri; Lampriformes; Lampridae. Bases 570 to 1373 code for a protein of 267 amino acids.